AUGAGUACCUUAGACAAGAAAUUAUCUGCCUUUGACUUUGAGACUGAGAACCCAGGAAAUGAACUAGAGGAGUCGGAUUCUGAGAACAAAACUAAAUGUCCGCUCUGUUCUGAAAUGAUCUCCAAUAAAUUCUCAGCUAAAAGACAUCUUGGAGUUAAUUUUAAUCUGAACCUGGAGAUAUUCAGUUGGGCUUAUCUUAACCUGGAGAUAUUCAGCAGUUCUAAUCUGAGCCUGGAGAUAUUCAGCAGUUCUAAUCUGAACCUGGAGAUAUUCAGCAGUUCUAAUCUGAGCCUAGAGAUAUUCAACAGUUCUAAUCUGAACCUGGAGAUAUUCGGAAGUUCUAAUUUGAGCCUGGAGAUAUUCAGCAGUUCUAUUCUGAACCUGGAGAUACUCCGCAGGUCUGAUUUGAACCUGGAGAUAUUCAGCAGUUCUAAUCUGAACCUUGAGAUAUUCAGCAGUUCUAUUCUUAACCUGGAGAUAUUCAGUAGGGCUUAUCUUAACCUGGAGAUAUUCAGCAGUUCUAAUCUGAGCCUGGAGAUAUUCAGCAGUUCUAAUCUUAACCUGGAGAUAUUCAGUAGGGCUUAUCUUAAUCUGGAGAUAUUCAGCAGUUCUAAUCUGAACCUUGAGAUAUUCAGCAGUUCUAAUCUAAGCCUGGAGAUAUUCAGCAAUUCUAAUCUGAACCUGGAGAUACUCCGCAGGUCUAAUUUGAACCUGGAGAUAUUCAGCAGUUCUAAUCUUAACCUGGAGAUAUUCAGUAGGGCUUAUCUUAACCUGGAGAUAUUCAGCAGUUCUAAUCUGAGCCUGGAGAUAUUCAGCAGUUCUAAUCUCAGCCUGGAGAUAUUCUGCAGUUCUAAUCUUAACCUGGAGAUAUUCAAUAGGGCUUAUCUUAACCUGGAGAUAUUCAGCAGUUCUAAUCUGAACCUGGAGAUAUUCAGCAGUUCUAAUCUGAACCUGGAGAUACUCCGCAGGUCUGAUUUGAACCUGGAGAUAUUCAGCAGUUCUAAUCUGAACCUGGAGAUAUUCAGGAGUUCUAAUCUUAACCUUGAGACAUUUAGCUGGUUUAAUCUGAACCUGGAGAUAUUCAGCAGUUCUAAUCUGAGCCUGGAGAUAUUUAACAGGUCUAAUCUGAGCCUGGAGAUACUCCGCAGGUCUGAUUUAAACCUGGAGAUAUUCAGUAGGUCUAAUCUGAACCUGGAGUCAUUCAGCAGUUCUUGAGACCCAGGGAUAAGAUGUCACAGAGAGCAUCAAGUACAACCUUGCGGAGACGGAUUGAUGAGUUGGAGAACACCUUCAAAAUUUGGAGGAUGGAUGAAGUUGAUUCAACUAGACUAAGAAGAUUAUCAGACGAGACAUGUACCAUUCAAGGAUAAGGAUGGGAAGGGGGAAAAGCAAGAUAUAUCUUCAAUUUCUCUCUCCAUUCAUCAGUUCUAAUCUGAACCUGGAGAUAUUUAGCAAGCAUAAUCUGAACCUAGAUCUAUUCAAUAGGUCUAAUCUGAACCUGGCUGUAUUGAGUAGCUCUAAUCUGAACUAAGAUAUAUUCAGUAGGUCUAAUCUGAACCUGGAGAUAUUAAGUAGGUCUAAUCUGAACCUGGAGAUAAUCAGCAGUCUAAUCUGAACCUGGAGAUAUUCAGUAUAAUAUGAAAAUCGUGAACUCAGAUAAACUUUAUAAAGAUCCGUAGAUCUUACAUCAUGUACGUCAUUGCUUGAAAUACCUGAAAGAAUAGUUUUAUUGAUCCUAUUCAUGUAAAAAAUCCACAAUGUACAUUAGCACUAAUAUUCAUAUAUGUAAUAUGAACAUUGAACAUGGGAAGGGUAUGCCAAUCUUAAAUGACGUCACUUGAAAAUACAUUGACAAUAUCUGCAGUAAAACUUUGCAUGAUUUGUUAAAGUAUCGGCAAAACGAAAAAAUGGCUGAAGUUUUUAGUUCAAUUGAGUAGAUAUAAUGUAAAGUUGUGAUAUGUAAUUAUGUUAAUUUAGUGUUUUCGUUAAAUUGUGCAAUUUAAUUAGUCAAAUAUGUAACCAGUAGUACAGUGGUAACCGAAAAUAGUGGAAAUAUUUUCGGUUCUUUUUCAUCUUCUGUUUAUGAAAUAUCGGUCAGGAUUUUCUACUUUGUGACUCAUUUAUUUCUAAGAAUGAUUUAGUUAAUUCAUUUACAAAUUAUAAAACGAUAUUUCAUAAUUAUCGUUACACAGUAUUUUAUAAACUUUUUGAUAUUUCUGAUUGAUAAAAGAUUGACGCCUUUGUCUCAGUAUCCUAGUCUCCAACCGCCACUGCUGCUACACUCCGCUAUUUGUGUGCUUAAUUAAUGCACAUUGCAUAUAGUUUGAAACUAUAAUUAUUAUUAGCUCCCCGACCACUGCACAAAAUAAUUAUAAUUGUCAGCUAUUUAAAUAUAUAUGUAAA
Eurytemora carolleeae is the source of this 2403-nucleotide messenger RNA. RefSeq lists its product as uncharacterized. The transcript has 5 exons. The record is from RefSeq and is a predicted model, not a curated record. Lineage: Eukaryota; Metazoa; Arthropoda; Copepoda; Calanoida; Temoridae. Bases 1 to 1215 code for a protein of 404 amino acids.